This is a messenger RNA of Lasiosphaeria miniovina, 844 nucleotides long. RefSeq lists its product as uncharacterized. Lineage: Eukaryota; Fungi; Ascomycota; Sordariomycetes; Sordariales; Lasiosphaeriaceae. The record is from RefSeq and is a predicted model, not a curated record. The transcript has 2 exons. Bases 153 to 797 code for a protein of 214 amino acids.
GACCAAAUGACGUGAGGGCACCCACUGCGAUUUUCAGCGACAGUCUUGAGUUGGUAUUCUGCAACUGUUCGUCUUGAAGUAUCGUAUCGGCUCGGCUGGUAUCUCUUGUUCUCGUACUUCAGCCUUCUUCAAGCUCAGCCAGCAUAAGAAAGAUGCGUUUCGCAAUUGCCCUGUCAUUGGUGGCUCUGGCAAGCGAGGUGCUUGGCCAGAUCACGCUCACUCCGACCACCAUCACCCGCACCAUCAAGACCACGGAAUCCCCUGCCAAGACAGUGACAGUCACAAAGUCGAUAACCUUGACCGAGACUGAGACCGAAACCGAGACGACGACGACGACGACGACGGCCAGCUACAUCCAACAGGAGACAGUCACCGCCACUCUCCCUGCAACCACAGUCACGCAAAGCACGACCGUGAGCACAACCGUGAGCACGACCGUGAUCCAAACGCAGACCAGCACAGCUCCCGCAUCCACAGUCACGCGAAGCACGACAGUUGUCAGCACCAGCAUCAGCGCCACGACCGUUCGGCAAACGACGACGGCUACCGUUACGUCCGUCUCUGUCUCAACAAAGCCGUGUGGUGUAUCGGCCAGCUGCCCAACAAUCACGUCAACUGCUACGGCCUGCCGAUCAUGCUUUGUGCCCCAGUGCACAACUACCUCUGUUCUGACGCGGCCCUGCGGCUGCACUGGAGCCCUCCCGACACAGGUUGUCAGCUUCCCUUGCAGCAACCCAGACGCAUGCGACUUGAUUGGAUGCACCACUGCGUAUGCCGUACAGACCGCUGCUUGCUAAACCUCGAACGGCCAGGCUUGGCACUGGAAAAGAGCAGAUCACUGAUG